CUGCGGUGCGGUCAUUCAGCAGGAUUCUUCGUCUUCAGCACUUGUUGUGUAGUACAGUGAGCUUCAUCAGUGUAUCACAACGGGAUGAGACACAUGUGGAUGCUCAGGUGUCACGUGCGGUCACGUGUGCAGGAAUAUAAACGUCGAAAUGGAAGUUCUAAAGCGAGUCUGUCUGGAUUACACAGGGAUUUACUGCACUGUACCUCAAACGAUUCCCUGUGCACAGAUGGAAACGCUGUGUUGUGGAUGUUAUACGGAGGUUUUGACGUCAUACUUCGUUAAAGCACACUGAAGCGGAGAGGUGUUUGUGUGAUGUCAGUCAACACGUCUCUUCAUGUCUCCAACACGUCUCGCCUGCCUCCAGCGGUGGAAUGGACGGCUCCCAGCUUCACUCGGGCGGCUCAGGCUCGUGUGGCCGCCACCACGCUCCUCUUCCUCUUCGCUGCCGUCAGUAACCUGGCGCUGCUGGUCAGCGUGUCACGCGGGCGUGGCCGGCGGCUGGCGUCUCACCUGCGUCCCCUCAUCAUGAGUCUGGCGUGUGCGGAUCUGAUGAUGACGUUUAUCGUGAUGCCGCUGGACGUGGCGUGGAACGUGACGGUUCAGUGGUACGGCGGUGGCGGACUCUGUAAGCUGCUGUGCUUCCUCAAACUGUUCGCCAUGCAAACCUCCGCCUUCAUACUGGUGGUCAUUAGUCUCGACCGCCAUCACGCCAUCCUGCGACCGCUCGACUCGCUUAAUGCCCAUCACAGAAACCGCAAGAUGUUACAGCUGGCCUGGAUCCUCAGCGCUCUGAUCGCUUCACCGCAGCUGUUCAUCUUCAGAACGGUCAAAGCCCAGCACGAGGACUUCACUCAGUGCGUCACACACGGCAGUUUUCACGAGCGCUGGCACGAGACGGCAUACAACAUGUUUCACUUUGUGACUCUGUAUGUGAUUCCGCUGCUGGUCAUGAGCUGCUGCUACACCUGCAUCCUCAUCGAGAUCAACAGGCAGCUGCACAACACCAAAGAGUCCUCUCUCAGACGCAGUGGCACCGACAUGAUCCCGAAGGCUCGGAUGAAGACGCUGAAGAUGACCAUCAUCAUCGUCCUGUCGUUCGUGGUGUGCUGGACGCCGUAUUACCUGCUGGGCAUCUGGUACUGGUUCCAGCCGGAGAUGUUGAAUGUCACGCCCGAGUACGUCCAUCACCUGCUCUUCGUCUUCGGUAACCUGAACACCUGCUGUGAUCCCGUCAUCUAUGGUCUUUACACGCCUUCCUUCCGCGCAGACCUCGCCCGCUGCUGCCGCUGCCGCUCCGCCGCUGGAUCUCCUCUCGCUCUGGACCCGCUCCCAGCACAGCAGGGCAGUGAACACAGAUCUGACCCGCCGGCACCGUGAGACAAGAGACCCGACUGCUGUAAUCAUGUGACAGUACUGGACGUGUGAUGGGAAACACCAGCAAUUUGAGAGAAUUAAGAAAGACCAUUUUUACAUGAUAUUUAUUAGGUUCUACAAGAACCUGUCUGUUAAGAUCUUCCUCAUAGAAAGACCAAUACUGUACAGCCGCAGAAAACAUGAAGAGAGCAUUCCAAAUCUUCAUGUAAUCAGCAUUUCCAGAUGUGUUGUGGUCAUUCCAGUCCAGUGUCUGUUGAAUUUCAACGAAGUCAAACCUCAGGAGUGACGUAAAGUCAUCCAACAGCCAUGGGAAAGACUCCAGACACGUGAAAAGUGUCAUGAAAAUCCAGAUUAGCGCAUAAAAAACUUUUCCUAAACGCAUACGACUUAAGUGAAAGUGAGUCGGCACUUGUUUUCUUUGCGGUAUUUGAGGUCUGAAAAAACACACAUCACCAUUACUGUUAUUUUCACCUGUUUCUCCAGUUUUCAUUUUCUGAAAAUAUAUGCGAAUAGAAAUAUUGUUAGUAGUUCACAGAAUGAAACAAGAACGAUCAAUUUACCUAAACGCACACCUAGAAAUAGUAAAUUCAGAAAAACUGAAAUGGUCUCUUCAUUUUUUGGAUCAAUGCGACGCGACAGUAAAUAAAGUCAAUAUCAUGUGGACUUUUAGGGGAUGUUUGAUGUAAUUAUGCCUUAAAGAUGGAGAGUCAAACCACACAAGACCUCAGAGAGAUCCAGCAGCGCCGCAGGUUCACACGCAUUCAGAAAGAAUUCACUUUUAUAAGAAGCUCAGAGCAGAUUUACCCACAAUCCUCUGCAGCUUUAGAAUAACUCUGCAGAUUUCCCAGCGUGCUUCUGUUAUUAAAACAGCCGUGUGUCGGAUCUGUUCUCCGUUUAACACAUCGUGUUCGGCUGCCUGCUGCAGUUCGGAUAUUCUGGGAUUUCUGUGAAGAACAUCGGCAUCAGACCGAAACAUCAGAAGGACAAACUCACACUUCAGGUCUGACGUAUUCAUCAAAAUAAACCUAGUAUAAAUAUGUGCAGACACCACUUGAACGACAGGUGUGUUUUCCAUUUCGUCCACUGGGCAUCUGAAUGAAGUCAUAUUGAUGAGACCGUAUCAGUGCUGACGACACUAAACACACAGCGACACCUGCACGUGAGCUGCUGAAUGAAACAUGACGUCUGUCUCAGCGACCGGGUCACGGGAUGAGGGUUUGCACGUUUCCAUAGCAACGCUGGCAGGCCGCUGCACAUUAGAACAUAACACAAGUAACAUUUAACGAUUGUUUAUUUGGGCGGGAUUGAGACUUUGUUUUGCUAACCGAAGCUUCGAAACAGAACCUGCAUGUGUGUGUCAUUCAUCCCAUCAGCACCUGCAGCUUCUGUAUUGAACAUCCGGUUGAAUUUGAGCCGCUGUGUGAUGCGUUUGCAUUGAAGAAGAGAUCACGUUUCAUUUCUGAGACCGAACAAAGUCACCCGGACCUGAUCUGAACUCGACACGUUUAUUCAAUGAUUUCAUGGUUUCAGUGUACACACUCAUGUUCAACACAGCCCACGCGAGGAAAUACAGUAGUAUACGUUAGUAGUUACUAUAGUAAACUGCAGUAAGACGCAUGGACGCAGUGGUUCUCAAUAUCACUGCUAUAAAGUAUACUACGGUAUUUUGUAGUAUGCAGUAUAUGGUGGAACGAAGCCGAUCGGCACAUUUUUCACAGUUUCUCUCAUUAAGACUCACUCGAUGUGUUCAUGUUCAGGAACAACAGCUGUGACGUUCACACCAACCUGCACAUACUGAAGAAACAGAUCAUCUCAAACUGAAUACCGACCUUCAGACGCUUUGCAUCAUGGGAUGCAGUGUGUUCCGAUUCAUUACAUUCCUGUAGAAUAAUAAAGAAAGAAUCCUGUGGUGUUUCUACUUAACGCUGUUUUAUUUGGCACAUAUGUUUCAAACAGAGAAGAAAAUCACAGCCGAGAAUCUGACUAACACAUCUCAUCAGGAGAAUAAAAGUCUGGUUUCACAUCAGAACAGAAAUCCAUCUGUAAUGUAAAGUGAUGAUGAUGAUGUGAGAUUCUGAGCAGCUGAAUGUAGCAGAAUAACAGCAGGUUAAAGCUACACCAGCGUUUGGUUCUGACACUUUAAGAGAAAAGAAAAAUCCAAAAGUUAAAGCAUCACUUUUCUCAUUGGUACAAGCAUUUCAAUCAGCUAUUCAAUCUAUUUGACUAAAGACAAUCUCUUCUAAACAAUAGACAUGUUGAGACAUUUCCAAUAUCAAAGCAUUCUUAAAUCAAGAUACAGCCACUUGACAAGCAAAGUGACAGAAGACGUUAAGAAAAAUAUCUGCCAAUGGGAUAAGAAAAAGAAAUGUAUUUUGAUUUAAGAACGUUUAGGUACUUGUAUUGUAAAACAAGGCAAAAAUACUGCGUAAAAAAAGAUAUAAUUCAGAUUUCAUCAGGUAAAGCAGCAAACCGAGUCGAGGUAUUUUAAUGUUGAGUUUAAAGUUAGGCCUUGACGUCAUCAACGAACACUUUUGGAAACGCUUGUUCAACAUUCUAUUUGCUUUUCAAUUCUCACACUUCUAACAUUCUUUUUAAUUCUACAGAAAGACUGAAAAAUAAUAUUUAAGGAAUUAAAAGCUGUAUUAAAAAACAACAGUGACAAUACGAAUAACAUCAUAAAACUCUGUUUUGGCAAAACUUUCAUCAGUGGGAAACUUCAUGAAGGAAAAGUUCUCCAAGAGAACAGACGUCUUUCCACGCUUGGCCUCGGUUUUCUACUCUUGUUGUUUUGUGUCAUCUCUUUGUUCAACAAGAAUCAGAGUCCUAAACCUUUAAAGACUUUUAUGUGAAUCCUAGAACAUUAUUUUGGUAAGACGAGUCGAUCUUGUGUGUUGAUCCAUAAAACACACACAAAUCCAAACACAAUAUGAAAACUGGCAUCAGGUGUGUUCAUGUGAAACACUUACGAGGUAUUUGGUUUUAUCAAUACUAAAACGAACCGCUAUUUGGUAUAAUAUCAUAUGAAAAUAUCUCUGACAUUUAGGCAUUGUUAGUUUUCUAGGUGGUGUUGUAGAGAGCGGUGAGAGUUGAGCUUUGGUUUAUGGUCAGCGCACAUGAAAGAAAGAAAUCAUUGUGGAGUGGAAAGAGAAGUUCUUUGGAUGUCCCUCUUUUCACAGACGGAAAACCAGAGGAAAAGAUUCUUCAACAGUCCACACAGACACGGCUGCAUGUUUCAGGCUCCGGCCGUCGCUGUGUAUUCGGUUUGAGGUAGAGGCUUCAUCAGCAGCAGGACGGGACAGUCAAGGGUCUUUGGAUGUUUUUGGUGAAGGGGGAGGGGUUUAAGGAAAGGGGCGGGGUCUGAGGCUGCACAAACACACAUCCACAAAAUGUGUUGAGGAACAUCUCUAAUGGCUUUCUAGCAGACAGUAGCUCUCUCGCUCUCUCUCUCAAAGCCUAACUAGACAGUAUUUUUGGCAUCAAAGACGAGCUCAUGUCUGUUGUGAUCAGAAUGCUGAACUUUGCCGAUCUAUAAAUAUUCUAAUAAAAAACCUUUUGCACGAGUGCACGGUGUCUGUCAUCGAGUCGAUCUCUGGAUGAAAGUAUGAAGUCUGGAUUGGUGGGAGAGGGUUCAUUCGUCUUUUUUAGUUUUUCUUUAGCUGUCAGUCUUAUGACUUAUUAUGACACAAAUGUUGUGACUGCGUCCUGAAUCUCCAGCAGCAUCACUGUGUGUGUGUGUGUGUGUGUGUGUGUGUGUGUGGACUGCAGCUCGGGGGGGGGUGGG
Messenger RNA from Triplophysa rosa, 5155 nucleotides. It is a transcript of the gene gnrhr3, whose product is annotated as gonadotropin releasing hormone receptor 3. Gene Ontology annotation, cellular component: membrane. Gene Ontology annotation, biological process: G protein-coupled receptor signaling pathway. The transcript is spliced from 4 exons. The record is from RefSeq and is a predicted model, not a curated record. Gene Ontology annotation, molecular function: peptide binding; gonadotropin-releasing hormone receptor activity. NCBI's taxonomy places the organism in Eukaryota, Metazoa, Chordata, Actinopteri, Cypriniformes, Nemacheilidae. Bases 313 to 1377 code for a protein of 354 amino acids.